AAUAAUAAACGACAGAAUUUAGUUUUUAACAAAGACUUUCUUUCGUCUGAGGCCAGAGAUUAAAUUUCACCUGAGGCCACAGUUCAAAUUUCACCUGAGGCCAUAGCUUAACUUCUGCAUUAUUUUGAUGAAAUUUUGUCUUGCAUUAAUAGAGACUUGAAAGAUGGAAGACACACUUCGUAAAUACUGUCAGCACUAUAUACCUGAGGAAAUGUGUCCUUACAUUAAGUCAGGCAUUUUUGCAAUCCUGGUGGUGUCAGGUACAACCUUUCUGUUCAAUUUACUCAAAAGACAACGCAUGUGCAUGAAAGUUAAAAGAGCUAUGAAGGAAGCCUACAGUAAACGUGCAGAACAACUAAAGUCUUUAAAGGAAAAGUUACAGAAAUCAAGUCUUACUGAAGAAAUGAGAAAUGAAAUUCUAUCAUUGGACAUUGUCCAACUUCAGAGACGACUCAAAGACCGUUCAUUAAAAGCUAUUGAUGUUCUUCAUGCUUAUCAAUACAAGGCACUUGAAGCCCAAGAGGAAACCAAUUGUUUAAUUGCAAUAAUUCCUGAAGCUGAGGAAUUAGCUCUGAAAUGUGAUUCUGUUCCACAUGUGACCAAACCUCUUCAUGGAAUUCCAAUCAGCCUCAAAGAAAACAUAAUCUACAAGGGACUUCACACAACCUGUGGCUUAAGUUUCAGCCUGUUGAGCCCACCUCAUGCAGAUGAUUCAAAUCUUGUUAAGUGCCUGAAAGAACUUGGUGCUGUUCCAUUUGUCACAACAAAUGUACCACAGUCUUUAAUGAGUAAAUCCUGUAAUAAUAAUAUUUACGGACAAACUAGAAACCCGCAUAAAGCUGAUCGAUGUCCUGGUGGAUCAAGUGGAGGGGAAGGAGCUCUCAUAGGCUAUGGUGGAUCAAUUUUGGGUAUAGGAACAGAUAUUAGUGGUAGCAUUCGCUGUCCAGCUCACUUUUGUGGUAUUUAUGGAUUAAAAACAACUACUUCUCGCAUGGGGACAGGCAGUAUAUUUAAACCAGUCAAAGAACAAAUUCUCAUUCAGACUUCUGUAGGCCCAAUGGCACAGACUGCUGAUGGCUUGAUUAUGGCAACAAAAGCAUUGUUUUCUCAAGAAGUCUUUGAAAUGGAUCCCCAAAUAUCUCCUAUAGAAUUCCAGAAUCAUUUGUUUGAUAGCAAGAAAAAACUGCGGAUUGGAUAUUAUGAGACUGAUAAUCUAAAUAAAACCAUACCAGCCUGCCGUAGAGCAGUUCUUUUAGCAAAGAAUGCAUUGGAAUCUAAAGGGCAUAUGGUGAUUGAUUUUACUCCUCCGAGGAUCCUUGAUGCUGUGCUUUUGGCAGUAGAAAUUGUGUUCUCUGAUGGACGUUUGAUGAGAAAAUUAAUAAAAUAUGAAAGUCCAACUGAGGAAUUGUAUUUUAUUACAAAGUCAGAAGGUUUUAGGAAAAUUAUUUCAGCCCUUGUUUAUCCUUUUGACAAGCUGGCAUCUAAAUCCAUUUAUGCAUCGGAUGGACGUAGUUUGUUCUUAAUUAAAACCUUUAUUUAUCAUUGGCUGUUCUCUUUAUUUAUUCAUUCUUUUUAUUUUCAUUUAUCUAUCAGCCCUUCUCUUAUGUUUCAGAAAUAUGAUAAAGAAUUUGCUGAUGCUAUGCAAAAAGAUAAAUUGGAUGCUCUCAUCUGCCCUGUCAUGUCUUCAACAUCACUACUGGCAAAGAGUUCAAGCUUUGGAAGGUUUCCAAACUAUUCUCUGCCCUAUAAUCUACUGAACUACCCUAGUGUGUCUAUGCCUGUUACCAACGUAACAGAAGAAGAUGUAAAGGCGACUUAUAAACCUAAGACAUUGAUUGAAUACUCAGUGAAAAAUUCAAUUCCAGGCAGUGUUGGUCUUCCAGUCAACAUCCAAAUUAUUGUUCCUACAUAUAAGGACGAGCUUGCAUUACGCAUCAUGAAAGAACUGGAUAGUGAACUGAAGAAAGGAGGCAACUAGCGUGUAUAACCAUCCUUACUUCAUCAAAUCCUGGUGAUAUAUGAUGACUGGUAUCACAAUGAUUCCACUUUAGAAGAAGGUUAAUAUGAUGUUGCAGGACCUUGGUCUUCUUUAUAAAGAAUAAUGACAUUUAAAUCCUAUUGCUUGUUUAAGAUGGUUAGCAUCUGUCCUUUAUUAUGUCUUGUUCAAGUUUGCAAUGUAGAACUUUAAAAUCAUUAUUUCUCCACGUAUGGACCUAAAUUUAUUGUCACGAAACUUGACAGGAAUUAAAAUAUCUUUUGCCUCUAACAUAUUGCAAGAAAUUCCAAAAAAACGAUCCUUGGUGAUACAAUACUAAUUAUCAUAAUAUCAGUAUUAUAGCCCACCCCACACUCUACCACCUACACCCCAUUCAUCUCAUAUUCUACACAUGUGCCUCCCGGUAAUAUAACACACCUUACACUACCACAUGUCCCACAUAAUCAAUACCUGACAUUAAAACACAUCACUCAACUCACACACCACAAGUAUGUGAUACAGUCACCACACAACACCCAAAGUACAUAACGCAACUCACGCACCACAAAUAUGCAAUACAUUCAGGACACAACACACAAAGCAAAUAUGUAAUACAGUCACCACACAACACCCAAGGCACAUAGAAACUCACACGCCACAAAUAUGUAAUACAGGCACCAUACAACACCCAGAGCACCUAACACAACUUACACAAUACAAAUAUGUGAUAAAAUCACCGCACAACACCCAAAGCACAUAACACAACUUACACAGCACAAAUACGUGGCACAGGCACCACACAACACCCAAAGAUCAUAGCACAACUCACACAAAGUAAAUACAGUCACUACACAAUACCCAAAGCACAUACUCUAUACAACAAGCAGAUAAACAACUAAAGUAACAUCUGAAGGAACCUAACAAACUCAUUAAGUAGAAAUCAGGCUAAAAGUGACACUGGAGUUCAACACAAGUCUCUGGUUCCCUCUCAAACCGUUCCCUACAUGCCAGCAUAGAAAGUGGUCAUGAGAUAAUGAUGAUUCCAGUAAGUCUCAAUUCUAAAACCACAAAAGACAAUGUUGUAUGCACUUCAGUAAGACACAAGUGCAUCUGGUGGUGCAGUAGAAACUCAGAGAAAGAUGUUGAGAAUAUGAUAAAAUACAAUAAUUAUAGUUCUAUAUUUAAGAGAUGAGGAAUUAUUAACAUUAUUUUCAUUAUUUACAUUUGACGGAUAUUUGUCCUCAUCUUGUUUGUUGUUAACACAAACGUUGUGUUAACAACAAACAGCCCACGGGCAUAUGGCGUAGUGGUUAAGAGCGCGGGCUACCAACCCCAAGGUUCCGAGUUCGAUUCACGGCAGCGACCUGAUUAAUAAUAGUAAUAAUAUAAUGAUAGUAACAUCAUUAGGAAUGAGAACCCAGGUUCGAAAUUUCCCCAAGACACCUGACGAAGGCUGGAGGGUAUAUCAGCCGAAACGUUGUGUUAACAACAAACAAGAUGAGGACAAAUAUCCAUCAAAUGUAAAUAAUGUAAAUAAUACAAUAAUUAUGUUAAUAAAUAUGAGUAAGAAUUUAUUUUAGUAUUUAGCUUAUUGAUAUUCAUUACAGUUCAUUCUGGAUAUCAUUACAUCAAAUGUUGUCUGAAAAUAAAAUGCUACUGUAAGCAGAGUUAGUGUAAUGCUAGUAAUUUAUAAAGCAAAAAUCCAAAUUUGAAAUACGAAAGUAGCAUUUGCAUAGAGUAGUGUGUGAUCCUUAAGGAGGGUCUCCAUCACAAGAAUUAAGUCAGCUAUAUCAUUUAGCUAGCAAUAUUAUAAAAAUUCACAUAUUGUACUUGAAGAUAAUUCAAGCAAAUUAUCCCCAUGUGAGAAAAGAAUGUGAAGUAUUAGAUCUAUCUUAAAUAAUAAAUUAAAAUAUUUUGUAUAAAAAUACCUUCUGAUAUUUUCAUUACACACACUUCUCAAAAGUCUACUUACAGGACCUCUCUAUGAAUACUUUCACUAAAGUAGUAACCCUUUACCAACAUUCUCUCCAAAGAUUCAUUCAACCAGCUAAAUGCAUUCAUGUUUUAAAAUAAGCAUUUUGGUCAGUGUGCUAGUGAUUCUGCCAGCUUGCUGCCUUAUAAUAAUAAUAAUUUCAUUAUUAAGUUGGUGAUGGGGAACAUAAAUAAAAAUGAGACUUUAGUUGAAGGUUUCGAUUUGAACUUUUUGAAAUAAAAUGUUUGUAUCAGAGAACUAGAGGUGGUCUCAGCAGUUUGUACCACAACAGUUAAAACAAGUGAUGCAAAUUUAACCCUGUCACACCAUGUUCCUGCUAUUGCAGGAAUAGCUUAAAUGUCAUAUCACCUCUGCUGGAUUCAUGCUAAAGUGGUAAAGAACAAUAACCAGAGGAAAAGAAGAUAAAAUGUUGGUUUCAAAUUUUGACACAAAACCAGCAAUUUUGGGGGAGGGGCCUAGUUGAUUAGAUCAACCCCAGUGCUCAGCUGGUACUUAUUUUGUUGACCCCCAAAAGGAUAAAAGGCAAAGUCGGCCACAGAAGAAUUUGAACUCAGAAUGUAAAGACAUGAAAUGCUGCUAAGCAUUUUGCUUGGCAUGCUGACUGCUUUGGUCCAGUGGUAGAAGAUAAAAUACUAAAAUUAGACAACAUUGCAGCUUUGUAGAUAAGUAUGUUUAUGACUCAUUGAUAAUGGUGUCCCCCUAUAGCUGCUUUUUGUUUUUGCUUUUAAUUGAGAAAGAAAAACUAAUUUCGUGGUGAAACAAGCCUCUGAUGAACUCACCACUUCGUCUUGUAAAUGAGCAAAGGCUGAGACUUUUUGCAGUUAAGGAAAUUAUUGAUGACAUUUAUUCUUUGGAUGAAACAUUUACACUUACGCCAGCAAUGAGAGUGAUUUGGACAAUAAAAUUGGUGGAAGUGAUGAGAAAAGUAACAACGCAGGAUAACAAAUAUGAUAGAUGCAGAUGUGUGACGAAAGAUUUCCAGACUAUGGACAGAAAAUUUUAGGAAAAUAAAAAUAAGAAAUAAGUGGAAAUUUUACCGGUGAGUGUGUUAAAUUAUAAGGCACAAAAAGAAAAUGACUCUCCCCAGACACAACAGAAUAUGCUUCAUCACACAAACUCACAUUAAGAAUCUUGCAAACCAAAUCCAAAAAUGAGACAAGAUAAAUUAAGGACAGUAAUAAACAAGUGAAGAACGAAUAUAUAGUGUAUGUGUUUAUUUGGCAAAAAAAAAAAAAAAGAAAAAUCCAUCCUGAAAUACAACUUGUUAUUCUCCUGAAUUUUUUUUUGGUUUUUGUGAUUCAUUCCAUUAGUUUACCUGCAAUUGUUACUUUUGAGCUAUUUAUUUUUUUCCUCAGGAGUUCAGGUGGAGGGGAAAGUUAGACACAGGGGCUCAAGUCUGAAAGGGUUUAAUCAGCAAUAACAAAACUUGUUUAUUCUUUAAAUGUGUUGCAGCAAGCUUUCAAAGAGGAUUGCAUGAAAUUUUAUCCUUCUCACAGUAAUAAUGCUCUUCUUAAUAUGUGGUUCUGUCUGUAUGUACAGGAAAGUACAAGUAAAAAAAUGUCAUGAUUCUUUGAGACUUUCUUGUACAUACAAACCACCAGAGCUAAUAAACUGGAUAUUGUUGUAAAAGACCAAAACAAUGAAGUCUGUUUAUUAAUUAACAUAAUUAUCCCUUUCACAACAUAUUGCAGCAGAUCUUCAUCACAAUUUAUCAAAUACUUGGCAAGCAUUCUCUCUUCACUCCUUAUACAAUCCAACCAUUCUUUCUUUUCAUAUACAGUCUGUGACAAUGUGGCAUGAAUGAUCCAUUGGGAACUCUGUGGAAAUCAUGGCAUACAAAGAGGAAGGGGGCGUGGUAUGAGCAAACUCCAGAAGGAGUCACCAAAAAUGAGAAUUGAAAAAUCCUGUGGGAUGCAAUGAUCCAGUGUGUUCACCCGACCAGAUAUCGGAAACUGGACAUUAUUGGGGUGAAUAAGUAAGAGAGAACAUGUAUGAUAAUUGACACAGCAUGCCCUGGUGACUACAGGAUCAAAGUGAAAGAAGAAGAAUGAAUAAACAACUAUGCUGAUUUGAUGUAGGAAAUAUGAA
Octopus bimaculoides (California two-spot octopus) is the source of this 6056-nucleotide messenger RNA. RefSeq names its product vitamin D3 hydroxylase-associated protein. The record is from RefSeq and is a predicted model, not a curated record. Gene Ontology annotation, molecular function: fatty acid amide hydrolase activity; amidase activity. NCBI's taxonomy places the organism in Eukaryota, Metazoa, Mollusca, Cephalopoda, Octopoda, Octopodidae. Gene Ontology annotation, biological process: fatty acid catabolic process.